AAUCAAUGGAACAUAUUAUUUAGUGUAAAAGAAGGUUGAAGAGCAAUAUUAUUGUGGAAUCAGCCGGGAGAGGGCCAUGGGCGAUCUACUCUCAUGGCUUCUUUCCUUGUUCCUUCUCGUUGCCGUUCUCUCUAUAGUUCUCUACCAGGUCAUGUGCUUGGCGGACCUUGAAAGUGAUUAUGUCAACCCUUAUGAUUCUGCAUCCGAGAUUAACAUACUCGUGGUUCCGGAAUUUGUUCUUCAAGGAACACUAUGCUUCCUACAUCUUGUGAUGGGACAUUGGUUAAUGUGUCUGGUCUGUCUCCCCUACUUAUAUUAUGAUGUCAAAGUCUAUACUGAUCGUCGCCACUUGCUAGAUGUAACUGAGAUUUUCAACCAGCUACCAUGGGAAAAGAAGAUUCGGUUGUUUAAGCUUGGAUACCUUGGGAUACUUCUUGCCUUUUCUAUAAUCUGUAUGAUCUGGAGCAUUGUGGCGGAAUGAAGAACGAGGAAUUGCUGAUCUCACCAAAGUUCCCUAGUUCCUCUCUCUGCUGCAUGGCAUUUGCAUAAGAAAAAAGAUGGAGGGCAUUAACUUGGUUCGUCGAUGAAAGGAAUCUUACUGUUUGUGGAUGGCCUAGAGAAUUUAAUCCAAUUUAAGGAAAGGAUUGGUUGUCCUCAACUAGGGAAAACAUAUAGACAGUCGACUAUUAGGUUACUACUGAUGCUAUUUAUCUUUUUACCUAGUGAUACUCUUUUCUUCUUUCUCAUAAGACUUCAACAAAUAGAAAGAAAUUAACAACUGAUAUUGUCCUUGAAUCUUAAACAAGUUCAGCAUCAAGUCAUAUAAGCUUGAUAAUCUUUGAUGUAAUAUCAAUUUGGCUUGAUAAUGUAAAUCAACUCAACUUUGAACUCGA
Molecule: messenger RNA, 893 nt
Organism: Solanum pennellii
Lineage: Eukaryota; Viridiplantae; Streptophyta; Magnoliopsida; Solanales; Solanaceae
Product: protein cornichon homolog 4-like
Exons: 5
Coding region: 77-481 (134 amino acids)
Biological process (GO): vesicle-mediated transport
Source: RefSeq, a predicted model, not a curated record